AUGGUGGACACACAUGAGCUGGAACGGGACAGGGGCCAAACAGGACUCUGUGGGGUCCUCCUGUCUCUGUGGGGCCCUCCUGUCUCUGUGGGGCCCUCCUGUCUCUGUGGGGCCCUCCUGUCUCUGUGGGGCUCUCCUGUCUCUGUGGGGUCCUCCUGUCUCUGUGGGGUCCUCCCGUCUCUGUGGGGCCCUCCUGUCUCUGUGGGGCCCUCCUGUCUCUGUGGGGCUCUCCUGUCUCUGUGGGGUCCUCCCGUCUCUGUGGGGCCCUCCUGUCUCUGUGGGGCCCUCCUGUCUCUGUGGGGCCCUCCUGUCUCUGUGGGGCUCUCCUGUCUCUGUGGGGUCCUCCUGUCUCUGUGGGGUCCUCCCGUCUCUGUGGGGCCCUCCUGUCUCUGUGGGGCCCUCCUGUCUCUGUGGGGCCCUCCUGUCUCUGUGGGGCCCUCCUGUCUCUGUGGGGCCCUCCUGUCUCUGUGGGGCCCUCCUGUCUCUGUGGGGCUCUCCUGUCUCUGUGGGGUCCUCCUGUCUCUGUGGGGUCCUCCCGUCUCUGUGGGGCCCUCCUGUCUCUGUGGGGCCCUCCUGUCUCUGUGGGGCUCUCCUGUCUCUGUGGGGUCCUCCUGUCUCUGUGGGGUCCUCCCGUCUCUGUGGGGCCCUCCUGUCUCUGUGGGGCCCUCCUGUCUCUGUGGGGCUCUCCUGUCUCUGUGGGGCCCUCCUGUCUCUGUGGGGCCCUCCUGUCUCUGUGGGGCUCUCCUGUCUCUGUGGGGUCCUCCUGUCUCUGUGGGGCCCUCCCUGUCUCUGUGGGGCCCUCCUGUCUCUGUGGGGCCCUCCUGUCUGUGA
Messenger RNA from Knipowitschia caucasica, 831 nucleotides. Lineage: Eukaryota; Metazoa; Chordata; Actinopteri; Gobiiformes; Gobiidae. The record is from the annotation of a GenBank genome assembly.